Messenger RNA from Mytilus trossulus (common blue mussel), 4066 nucleotides. Its product is annotated as vacuolar protein sorting-associated protein 18 homolog. NCBI's taxonomy places the organism in Eukaryota, Metazoa, Mollusca, Bivalvia, Mytilida, Mytilidae. Gene Ontology annotation, molecular function: protein-macromolecule adaptor activity. The record is from RefSeq and is a predicted model, not a curated record. The transcript is spliced from 28 exons. Gene Ontology annotation, biological process: intracellular protein transport; organelle fusion; lysosome organization. Gene Ontology annotation, cellular component: HOPS complex; endosome. The coding region runs from base 143 to 3082 and encodes 979 amino acids.
AACAAAUAUGGCAGCCUCCAUGGUUUGACAAUCGUAAAGUUUGUUUUUCCUUACAUUUUUCCCAAGAACUUCACAUUGAUAGUUUAUCAGAACUUUUUAUUAGUUGAAGACGCAAAUAACAGUUGAUACCUGUUUUUGAACCAUGGCCUCAAUUUUGGACCAAUAUGAAGAGGAAUCUGCAAGAGCUGCCUCAGUCAGAGUAGCACCAGUACAGGAACCAAUUGGUCCAGGUUUUAUAGAUGCAAGAUUAGAAUCGGAUAUGCCUAUAUUUAGCAAAAAGAAGGUGAAUUUUAAACCACCAAACCCAAUCACACACCUUGUUGUCUGUAAUAAUUUCUUAGUAAUGGCAAUGAACAGUAACAUAUUACUACGCCUUGACCUUGAGCAUCCAGAACAACCAGAUGAGGUAGAAAUACCAAGAGCUGUGGAGGACAAAGUUCAUCAAAUAUUCCUGGAUCCUACGGGACGUCAUUUCAUCAUUAGUAUGGAAUCCACAGAAAAUUAUUACCUGUCCAGAAAUUCAAAGAGACCAAAACCUAUUGGAAAAAUCAAGGGUCAUCACAUAGAUUCUGUGGGAUGGAACUGGCAAAAUGCCAAUGAAUCAACAACUGGUGCUAUUUUAUUAGGAACCAGUAAAGGUUUGAUAUUUGAGACAGAACUUACAGACAAUGAGAACAGUAGAUUUUUCCAGGGAAGUCUAGAUCAGUAUCUCAAACAGUUAUUUAACUUGGGAAGUGAGAACGCAGUAUCUGUGACGGGUUUAGAGUUUGAUAGGAUGCCAUGCGAGUCUAUGACAGAAUAUAAAUAUUUUAUCCUAGCUACAACUCCUGGACGCUUAUAUCAGUUUUUAGGCAGUGUAUCAAAGUCUGCAGAGCCUCCAAUGUUUCAACAGUUUUUUGCAGACUAUGAAAAACAAAAAGCUCCCUUCUUAGAGUUGCCAGGAAACAUGGGCUACAGUGAAUUAAAACUUUAUUUUCCAAAGUUUAGAGGUUCUGCAAGGACAUUUGCCUGGAUGACAGGACCUGGUGUGUACUUUGGAAAUUUGGAUUUCACAGGUGAAGCUGGACCAAAAUCUGUGACAACUCAAACAAAACUUAUACCAUACCCUAAAGACAGUGAUGGAGAGAAGACACAUCCUAUCUCCAUGGUUCUGACAGAAUUUCAUGUUCUAUUACUAUAUCAAGACAGAAUAAAAGUAGUAUGUGUAUUAAAUGAUCAACUGAUAUAUGAUGACGUGUAUGCUGAUAGGCUUGGAAAACUAAUGGGAUUAUACAAAGAUCCACUGAAAAUGAGUAUCUGGACUUAUACCUCACAGAAUGUCUUUAAAUAUAAGGUUACUCGAGAGGCAAGAGAUGUGUGGCAGAUGUAUUUAGACACAGAGGAGUUUGAAAAUGCUAGGGAAUAUUGCAGUGAUAAUCCAGCUCAGGUUGAUCGAGUAUUAACAAAACAGGCAGAACAUCUCUUUUCAAAGAAGAGAUAUGAAGAAAGUGCUGUUCUAUAUGCACAGACCAGGAACUCAUUUGAAGAAGUGGCUUUGAAAUUUAUCAGACUGGACAGAAAGGAUGCUUUACGAUCAUUUAUAAUGAAGAAAUUAUCAUCUCUCGGCCCUCAGGACAAAACACAAAUGACCAUGCUAGUGACUUGGUUAAUUGAAAUAUUCCUGAACCAGCUAGGUGAACUAAAGGAAAAUAUGGAAGAACAACCAGAAAAAUAUGAAAAAAUUCAAGAGGAAUUCAGACGCUUUCUCAAGGAACCAAAAAUUAAGGAAUGUGUAAGUAAUAACAGAGGAGUGGUGUAUGAUCUCAUUGCAAGCCACGGAAACGUAGAAGAUAUGGUUUUCUUUGCCGUUCUUAUGCAAGAUUUUGAGAAAGUGAUAUCCCAUUACCUUCAGCAGGACGAUUACAAUGGGGCAUUAUUAAUAUUGAGGAAACAAAGUGAUGUGGAACUGUAUUACAAGUUCUCUCCCUUGUUAAUGCAGUAUAUUCCAAAGGAAACAGUCACUGCAUGGAUUGCUAAGUCAUCAGAAUUAGAACCAAUGAAAUUGAUCCCAGCUCUUGUUCAAUAUGAUCAUGAUAAAUAUAGGGAACAGGGUAAUGAAGCAAUAACAUACCUAGAGUUCUGUGUAGAAAAACUGACUAACAAAGAGAUGGCCAUACAUAACUAUCUUCUCUCUCUAUAUGCUAUUCUUAGACCUGACCGACUCAUGCAAUAUCUGGACAUACAAGGAACAGAUCCGGAUGAGAUCUGUUAUGAUUUGAAGUAUGCAUUAAGACUGUGUAUGGAACAUGAUCGAAAGAAGGCCUGUGUACAUAUUUAUUCUUUAAUGGGAUUGUAUGAAGAAGCUGUAGAUUUAGCUUUAGAUGUUGAUGUAGAGUUGGCAAAGACCCAAGCUGAAAAACCUGAAGAUACAGAUGAUGAGUUAAAAAAGAAACUUUGGCUUAGAAUUGCCAGGCAUGUUGUAGAAAAAGAGAAAGAUGUAAAGAGAGCCAUGGAAUUUCUCCAUGAAUGUGAUUUACUUAAGAUUGAAGAUAUCCUUCCAUUUUUUCCUGAUUUUGUUACCAUUGACCAUUUCAAGGAUGCCAUCAUCACAUCAUUGCAAGAAUACAACAGUCAUAUAGAAACAUUGAAAGAAGAGAUGGAUGAAGCGACAGGAAGUGCAGAAGAAAUUAGAAAAGAAAUACAAAGUUUUAGGAAUAAAUAUUCAACAGUAAAAGCCAAUGAUAAAUGUGCAGCUUGUAAUUAUCCAUUGAUGACCCGAGGAUUCUACUUAUUCCCAUGCCAACAUAAAUUCCAUUCAGAUUGUUUGAUAGAAGAAGUGAUACCAAAUUUAACAACUACAAAGAAAAACCGUGUGGUUGAGUUACAAAGGAAACUUGCAGAACAUGAAAGCAGUAAAAUACAACAACAACAAUCAAAUGAUUUAUCAUCACUGAAUAUUCCUAAACAUUUAGAUAUAAAGGCAGAAUUAGAUGAUCUUGUAGCAUCAGAAUGUCUUUAUUGUGGUGAUUUUAUGAUAAGAUGUGUAGAUAAACCAUUUAUUGAUGAAGAGGAAGAAGAUCAGUCACAUUCUAGCUGGAAUUAAAACAGUAUAACCAUCAUUUUUCCUCUUGGAAAUAAUUUAAAACAGUAUAACCAUACUCUUUCUAACUGGAAUUGAAUUCAAACGAGAUAACCAUCUUAUCUCUAGGUAGAAAUAAUUAAAACAGUACAACCUUCCUCUCUCUAGCUGGAAAUUAGUAAAUCAUUCACAAAUGAUUGGAAAAAAAACAGUGGAUAAACAAUUCAAUUAUAUUUUCAGUAAUUUGUACCUUUUCAGACAGCUUUAUAAAUGUAUUGCUUAACUGAGUUUGGUUUCAAUGUUUUCAGCCAUUUAUUAUUUGAAAUUUUGUUGAAGUGAUCUACAAAUUUCUAUGGUUUUGUCUGAUUAUUGUAAUUUGAACAUCAUAAAAAAGUGACUUCAUCUGCUGACAACAUUUAGGAGCACCUAUUAAUUGAUUCUAACAAAGAGACGACAAUGAUUAAUUAAAUAUCAUGUAAAAAAACAUUAAAGAAAAAAAUUCUAACAAAGCAUAAUGUGGUGUACAAUAUUGCUCAACUCUCAGAAUUUUCAUUUUUAAAUAUCAAUGAUGAUGUUUGAAAAUAAAGCCUAAAAAAGCUUAUUACACUUAUAUGAGUAAUUGAGUGAAGACUGGCAUAGGAGGUCUAUAAAUGAAAUAGCUCCAAUGGAGCCUCAGUUAGUUGUAGCUAUAUCAAUAAAGUAAAUCAGUGGGAAAAAGUUCAUUACUUAAGCAUUACCUUAUUUUUAUUGUCCUAUUAAUACACUAUAUCUUCAUUAUAAUUAAAAAAAAAAUUGAGUCACAUUGCAUUCAGUUAGGAAAUAUAAAAAAAAUCAGCCAUACAUUUUUGUACAGAAGAGGGAUUCACUGACUUGAAGAAGAAUUGACUACUUUCUAUAGCCAUAGGGGGAGUCAAAUACAAUGUCUAAUGUUUGUAUUAAUGCUGUAAUGUUAUAUGAUCGUUUUGUUAUAAUUUAUUAUGUUAUGUGCAAUAUUAAUAUUUUUAUGAU